Messenger RNA from Condylura cristata (star-nosed mole), 1165 nucleotides. RefSeq names its product msh homeobox 2 (gene MSX2). The coding region runs from base 62 to 865 and encodes 267 amino acids. Gene Ontology annotation, biological process: regulation of transcription by RNA polymerase II; embryonic morphogenesis. The record is from RefSeq and is a predicted model, not a curated record. Lineage: Eukaryota; Metazoa; Chordata; Mammalia; Eulipotyphla; Talpidae. Gene Ontology annotation, cellular component: nucleus. Gene Ontology annotation, molecular function: DNA-binding transcription factor activity, RNA polymerase II-specific; RNA polymerase II transcription regulatory region sequence-specific DNA binding. The transcript has 2 exons.
GUCGCUGCUGCCGGGUUGCCAGCGGAGUCGCGCGCUGGGAGCUACGUAGGACAGAGAAGUCAUGGCUUCUCCGUCCAAAGGCAGUGACCUGUUUUCGUCCGAUGAAGAGGGCCCGUCGAUGGUGGCCGGGCCGGGCCCGGGGCCUGGGGGCGCCGAAGGAGCCGCGGAGGAGCGCCGCGUCAAAGUCUCUAGCCUGCCUUUCAGCGUGGAAGCGCUCAUGUCCGACAAGAAGCCGCCCAAGGAGGCGUCCCCUCUGCCAGCCGAAAGCUCCUCCGCCGGAGCCACCCUGCGGCCACUGCUGCUGCCCGGACACGGCGCCCGAGAGGCACACAGUCCAGGGCCGCUGGUCAAGCCCUUCGAGACCGCCUCGGUCAAGUCGGAAAAUUCUGAAGACGGAGCGGCGUGGAUGCAAGAAGCUGGCAGAUAUUCGCCGCCGCCGAGACACAUGAGCCCCACCACCUGCACCCUGCGGAAACACAAGACCAAUCGGAAGCCUCGCACACCCUUUACCACAUCCCAGCUCCUUGCUCUGGAGCGCAAGUUCCGCCAGAAACAGUACCUCUCCAUUGCAGAGCGUGCGGAGUUCUCCAGUUCUCUGAACCUCACAGAGACCCAGGUCAAAAUCUGGUUCCAGAACCGAAGGGCCAAGGCGAAAAGACUGCAGGAGGCAGAACUGGAAAAGCUGAAAAUGGCUGCAAAACCUAUGCUGCCCUCUGGCUUCAGCCUUCCUUUCCCCAUCAACUCACCCCUGCAAGCUGCAUCCUUAUAUGGGGCGUCCUAUCCUUUCCACAGACCUGUGCUCCCCAUCCCGCCCGUAGGACUCUAUGCGACUCCAGUGGGAUAUGGCAUGUACCAUCUCUCCUAAGGAAGAUGAGCUCAAUAGACUCUAUGAUGGAUAUCUGUUUAAAAGGGUUCCCCCUCCCUCUGCAAGAAGGCAGUACCAAGCCAGUUCUCCUGCUCUGCCGAUCUCCGAUCUCCGUGCACCACCCUAAGCGGCCACGCCAUAUAGUUCACAUUUGUUCUUUAGACUCAAGCACCAAGCCCCCUUGCGUGUGCUCUUGGUGUAAUCUUCAGAUGUCCCCUGCUCCUUUCACAAAGAUUGGCUCUGGUGGUUUUAUAUAUAUAAAUAUAUAUAUAAUAAAAUAUAAUACAUUUUUAUACAGCA